Molecule: messenger RNA, 3385 nt
Organism: Oryzias melastigma (Indian medaka)
Lineage: Eukaryota; Metazoa; Chordata; Actinopteri; Beloniformes; Adrianichthyidae
Gene: mov10a
Product: Mov10 RISC complex RNA helicase a
Exons: 22
Coding region: 132-3035 (967 amino acids)
Molecular function (GO): RNA binding; 5'-3' RNA helicase activity
Source: RefSeq, a predicted model, not a curated record
UCCGUAGCAUCAAGAGUCGCUUCAAGAGAACACGGAAAAAGUUGAUGCGCGGAUGUGAUGGUUUUAAGAACGUCCCCCUUUUUUCAAGAAGUCACAUGUAGACAAAGCUCCUACCCGUGAAGCAUACCAACAUGUCGAGUCUUAAACAAUCUUUGCACUUCGGCUUGGAGUUUGUCGCCUUUCUGGGAGACCGAAUGAACGGCAUCAAUAAAGACGAGCUUCGGUGGAUCUACAAUAACGACUUUAAGGAGCGGGAUGGAAUAAAGCGCCCUGGUUUUUCCAAAAUCUACUACGCUCUGCGGGAAUACAACAAAAUCUGCAUAGUGAACGGGGACGUCUACCUAAGUUCCAGAGCUGUGGUUCACUUUUAUUCCAACCAGUGGAGAAGGCCUCGAGUAAGACAACCUAACCCGGGCAGGUGCGAGCGUCAGACGGCAAUACUGGCGCUCAACGCGAGGGACCCAAAGAGACUGUGUGCAGAAAUCCUCCAGAGGAUGAGGGUGAACAGAAAGGAGAUGUUAGCCGACAAAGGUGGCGUCAUAAUCACCUCAAACCCCAUGGCGAUCAGUGGAAAGGUUCAAGUCUCGAAGAAGCCCCUCGUUGUCAGCUUUCACAUCGUCAACAGAAGCCCAAACUGCAUCAACUUCACCUUCUACCACGCCAUCAGCAGGAUUCGUUGCUUCAGCCUCGAAGAUGAGAGGAGGGUGUCCAGAGUCAACCCCGUGUUCCUCUAUUCUGAGGAGAGUUACGAUGUGGUGGUUCGCUGCAAACUCGAUGAGUACGGUUACUUCCCCGCUACGGUGUUCUUUGAGUUCCAGCCGGACGUGCCAGAGGCCACUCCUUUCUACAUCGUCAGGGAGAUAGAGGUUUCUGUGGAGCCCUCCCUGGAAUCAGUGCCCGGGCCAGUAGCCCCCUAUAAGCCUUUCAAGAAGGCUGCUCGCACGCCUGUCGCUAGAGUGGUUGUAGAUGGAGUGCCUCCAGUCUACUCUGGUUCUCAGCGCAUGCCGGCCAAAGUGAAAUUAGGAGAAUACACUUACCCCCGCUACCUGAAGAAACUGGUAAAACACAAGAUGGAGGACUCUGAGGUCCUCUCCUCAGAUGACAAACGGAGGCUCGCAUCAGUGAAAAAUCUUCUUGAUUCUUCCUUGGAUAUGGAAAACUACUCCAAGCGAUUCCACCUCCUGCUGCACUUGGAGGAGCUGCAGAUGGAGGUGGACAUCCGGAAGUACGACCUCCACGGUCAAACCAUGACUCUGGACAAACGCAACAGUAAAUUUCUCAUACUCGAAGUCCCUGGACUUGCUGAGAACCGUCCAUCUGUUCUUAGAGGAGACUGUGUGACAGUGAGCAGAUCUGAGGACGCCGGCUCUGAGAUCACCGUUUACAAAGGAUAUGUUCACAAAAUAGAGCUAAACAAGCUCAUGCUUGGCUUCUGUGACGAGUUUGUGGCGAACUUCAUCAGUAAUAUGAAGUUCGAUGUGGAGUUCACGCUCAACAGGCUGACUCUGAAGCUACAGCAUCGGGCGGUCGACAUGGCAACCAAAGCAAAUCCACUCUUGGACGUCCUGUUUCCGUCUGCUGCAGCAAAGUCGAGUUGUUCUUUGCCUGAACUUAGCAUGUUCAACCGUGGUCUGGAGGACAACCCAGAGCAAUGUAAGGCAGUCCAGCACAUUGUUGCAGGAUCAUCACAGCCGGCUCCGUAUGUUGUGUUUGGGCCUCCUGGAACUGGAAAGACGGUCACCCUGGUUGAAGCUAUAAAGCAGAUCCUAAAGCUGAAUUCAUCUGCCCACAUCCUCGCCUGUGCGCCCUCAAACAGUGCAUGUGACGUGCUGUGUGAGAGGCUGCUGGAUUCCUUCUGCUCCUACCAGGUGUAUCGCAUGAAUGCUCAAAGCCGAGACCCAGCCAGUGUCCCCGAAACCCUCCGGAAAAACUGCAAUCUGGAUGAGAAGCUGGGCUGCUUUUAUUUUCGAGACACCGAAUUCCUAAUGAAGUUCAGAGUCAUUGUUACAACUCUGUACACAGCUGGCAGGCUGGUAACAGGUGGAGUCCCAGUCAACCAUUUCUCCCACGUGUUUGUGGAUGAAGCCGGUCAAGCUCUGGAGCCGGAGACGGUUAUUGCCAUUGCAGGCCUGCUCAGUCCACAGGAGGGUCAGUUGGUUCUGGCAGGAGAUCCUAAACAGCUGGGGCCGAUAGUUCAGUCCCCGAUUGCCUUAAAGCAUCAGUUUGGACUGUCUUUGUUAGAACGGCUGAUGGAGUUCAACGACUUGUACAAAACUUCUGACCCUCGCUUCGUCACCAAACUGCAGAAAAACUACAGAUCUCACGAGGCCAUUCUGAAAAUCCCCAACGAGGAGUUCUAUGAUGGUAAACUGCAAGUGUGUGCUGAUGAGAUGAAGCGGGAAGCCUUCUGCAGAUGGGACGGUCUUUGCACUAAGGGUUUCCCGGUGAUCUUCCAUGGAGUGAUGGGCAAAGAUGGAAGAGAGCAGAACAGUCCUUCGUUCUUCAACUUAACUGAGAUUGAAGUCCUGUUGACGUACCUGAAACGGCUGCUGGAAGACCAGGGAAAGAAGGGUCUGCCUCGGAUUUCCGCUGAAGACAUUGGCAUCAUCGCCCCCUACAGGAAGCAGGUUGAAAAAAUCCGACUGGCUCUGAAGAAGGACAGAUUGCUGAGCCAAAAGCUGAAUCUUACGGGUCUUAAGGUGGGGUCUGUGGAGGAGUUUCAAGGACAAGAGAAGAAAAUCAUCAUGAUCUCUACAGUUCGCAGUUCCACCAACUACGUCAAGAUGGACCAAGACUUCAACAUCGGGUUCCUGUCAAAUGAAAAGAGGUUCAACGUGGCCAUAACAAGAGCCAAGUCCCUGCUCAUAGUCGUGGGGAAUCCUUUGAUCCUCAGAACCAAUCCAGUCUGGGAAAAGUUCAUUAACUACUGUUUGGACAAGAAGGGCUACACUGGGUUUCCAUUAGAAAAAACAGACAAUGAGGACGCCUUUGUGCUAAUGAUGGCAGCCCUGAGAAUCAUGGACACUGAAUGUUAGAGCAGCUGUUGGUCUCAGAUUUCGCAGAGGAAAAGAUCCAGUACCUUGGGUGGAACUGCAAAUUUCUUUUUUACAUAUUGCUGGAAACUAUGCUUAGCCACAUCCACCAGGUGGCAGCAUUUCUACUUUUUUAUUGUUUCUCAACAUGUAUCAAGUAUUUUUAAAUAUAUAUAUAUAUAUUUUUAGAAAAAAAAAUGGAAAUGAAUACAACUGAAGAUUGAUGCAUUUAUAUCAAAAUCCAAUCAGACAUUUAAUUUUCCUAAAUAUUUUAACCUUCUGCUCUUUUUAAACUGCAUUAUGACACAAACAAGAUUCUUAAAGCACAAAUAAAGGAUGAAAUAUUCUCUAAA